Messenger RNA from Parnassius apollo (apollo), 1020 nucleotides. The record is from the annotation of a GenBank genome assembly. Lineage: Eukaryota; Metazoa; Arthropoda; Insecta; Lepidoptera; Papilionidae.
AUGGACGAAGUGGCUUUAAUAUCGUAUGUACAACAAUAUGAGGAGUUGUAUAAUUUGCGACAUCCCCACUAUAUGAACCAGCAAAGACGGGACAACAUAUGGGAAGAAAUUGGGGAACAAAUGAAUGAUACUGGGUCAGUAUGUAGAGAAAGAUGGACUAGAAUACGAGAAAGCUAUAGAAAGGCGUUGAGUUUAAGAAAGACCAAAAGUGGUCAAGCCGCUAACAAAAUAAAACCGCCUAAAUAUAACAAAGAGCUAAGCUUCCUCUUUCCCUAUAUAAACGAUGAAGAACAUAGAGUUUCAAAUAUAUCAGUACCAGCACGAGAAACGCCCUCUUCAUUUGUUUCUCCACAUUCCGAAUCUGGAGACGAUUCCCGACAUUCAGAAUCGCCGUUACCGAGAUACACUCCGAUUCGCCCCAGUAGUCGUACGUCAUCGCACAGAUCCACAGACAAUCCUACCACUAGUGUAGCAACAGUACUAGAGGACUAUUUGGCCGAACAAAAACACCAGUCACAUACUUCUGCGCAAAGCAAUAUUAAUGUUAACCAAGAUCCUUUAAUAGAUUUUUUUAUGAGUAUGGCUAGAACUGUACAACGACUUGAUGAAAAGAAACAACUGUACAUCAAAGGUAAACUCUUUCAAUUAGUGCAUAAUGCAGAACUGGAAACGCUAAAUGAAAAGGAUGCUACUUCUGUACCUAUUGAAACGGUUCACUCCCCUGUAAUGGACCUCUUUACCUUGCCGCUAAAUCCAGUACAAAAUACUACAAUCGUUGAAUCCACUAUAUCUGGACAGCCUCAUUUCACCAAUAAAGAAAUUCGCUCUCGACAACAAACUUCAUAUAUUUCACCGACCACCUCAGCUAUCACACCUGCAGUGUCUCAUUUCACAAAUGCUAAAACUGAACGACCACGUAUUGCACCGACCACAUCGACUGUCACAUCUGGAGUGACUCAUCAUACAAAUACAGAGACUACAUUCAAGUAUUACACCGACAACUUCGACUAUGACAAAUGA